CAGCAGCAGCAGGCCGGGGAUGAAGUGAUUCACUGUAUGGAGAGAGAGAGAGAGAGAGAGAGAGAGAGAGAGAGAGAGAGAGAGAGAGAGAGAGGGGUUGAGGAGUUUACACCUCUGCACCGUUUCCUUUCUCAUCAGUUUCUCUGUUGUUGGACGUCUUGAUCUGAUUUGUCGUCUGCUGUUUGUCUGUCUGUCUCCUUUCUCCACCUGUUGUUCACUGGCACUGUGAUGGAUCUCAGGACUGUUCUCACCAUCUCAGCUCUUUUACUUGUGCCUGCUGAAUCAUACCAAACAGUGUUUAACAGCACUACCAACACCAAUGAAGCCAACAGCACCAGGAAUUGUUCCUGCAACAGCAGUGUUCCAGUAACCAGUCCUAGCCCCACCACCAGAUCCAACAGCCCUGCACCUACCCUGCACCUCCUCAGAAUCCAAUGGGAAAAAAAGGGUAGUUGUGAAGGACACGUUGAGCUGAUCUCCUACAAAGCCUCCAACUUCCAGCCCAUCUGUUAUAACAGUAACACAAACAAGUGGCUUUUGGAAGAUGUGUGUAAGAACAAGAAAGGUUGUAAAGGCCCAAUGAGCUGGAGAAAAGGCAAGACGCAGAACUGUUCUUACAUCACAGAGAAUGGAACAAUGGUUGAGUCCCACUAUGAGACUCUCCGGGUGCAGUGCACAGCUGAGGUCCUCCCAGAUCUACAGGGGCAGCUGAAGUCCUACAAAGUGGUGACAGGUUUGCUCUGCUGUGUGCUGCUGGUCCUGUUACUGCUCCGCUUCACCAGACCCACUUUCAAAGCCCUGCAGAAGAGAUUGUCAGACAGGAGGCAGAAUCGCUGGAUCGGACCUACACAGAGUCACAGUGUGUCCUACCAUCGAGGAAAAACUGCAGUUAAAAACAAUGAUGGGGAGAAGAGGCUGUCCUACCCUGCUCUGGAGCGACUGGCGGUCAGUGACAGCAGGGAGCCUUCAUCCAACAGGAACAGUGACUACAACUACUGACACGUCUUGUCAUCCUCCAUCCUCCAUCAUCAUCAUCAUCAUCAUCAUCAUCAUCAUUAUCAUCGUCAUCCUCUAUACAUGGGCUGAGCAUUCUUACUUGACUAUUUCUGGAUUGUAUCUUUGCGCAGUAAUAUCAGACCUGUUAAGAUCAUGUAAAAGCGAUAAUUCAUCUCUUUGUGUAUCUGCAUUUGCUGCAUCAGAUACUGAACGUUUUGUAAUAAUAACCAGUAGUUGGUAUUUACAGCCAUCAAUGUAUAAUAUUGUAUCUAAACUCAGUUUAUCAGCUCUUGUAAAAUGAAACCAGAACGUUACAUAAACCUCACUGAAGUUAUGUUGAACGCACAGUUAAACCCCAACCCUGUAGCAACUGUAAUGCUAUUUAUACAUCUAGAUUGUUUUGGUGUGCCGAGUUUUGGAGAUAUAAAAAAAAAUUAUUUCAAAACUUAACAGCAACGUCUCUUUCCAGAAAUCAUGACCCAGUUACCACUCACAACUAAUCCACAGAACUUGGGGUGAGUGGUUUCAUGUUAGAACUAUUUUCUUUCUACCAAACUACACCCGCAAAUCGUUGCUGAACAUUAGCUAUCCCAGUGGUGCUUGGUGAGCUAACAUUACACCUCAGUGGAGGAGGACAUCAUCAAUGUUUACAUUCUGCGCAGCCACAAGCCUCUCGUUCAUGAUUGGAUGUAUGCCGAUACGUAGAAAAAAAUAAUGAUUCUAUUAUAUUGGAGAGAAGGCAGACAACUAUAGGCCGAUAUCUCCAAAACUCAGCAACUCACAACAAAACUGAGAAAAAAUCUGAAUGGAUAAAUAACACUUCAGUUAAAAAUAUGUAUUUUUUAUUUUGGGGGAUAACUGUGAGAUAUUUUACACACUUUUUAGCCAUCAUUGUAUAUUGUGCUCGUACAUUCUGGUUUUAGCAAUCACAAAGCAUCUCAAACUGUCCUGAAUGGUGUUGCCCUGCAGUUUCAAGUUCUGUCCAGGUGACUCCUGGAUAUUUGCCCGACUAGCUUGUUCACUAGCAAGCUCCAACAACAAGUUGUUAGAAGGUGUAUUUUUCACUUUUAGCUGCCCUUUCUUCCGGUCUUUGUGCUUAGCUAAACACAUUCAGGACCUCUCUCGGCAAACGGCAAUAAAACUGAGAAACUCAACAAGUGGCAGCUACCAGCAAGAGUAGUUUCCAAAAUGGCAGAAGGUUCCUUUAAUCAUAAAAACAUUCAUAAAAACCUACUGAGAACAUUGAUUCAAUAACAUGUGAUUCACUGACACUGUAAUAAUGAACUGCAUUUCUUUUGUUGACAGCUUGUGAUUUUUGAUUAAUAUUGUGAACUAUGUAUUUUCAGUAAACAGGAUCUAAGUCGUGUUUGACCUGAUUUGUUGUCUUUGAAGUAGGUGAAUGGAAAAUGUUGUAGAUUUUGGAGAAGACAGAAAGACAGAGAGGAGGAGGAGGAGGAGGAGGAGAGAGUGAGAGACGAAGGUGGUUACUAAGUGCAGAGAUGUGGUUUCCUCUGCCGUUGACACCAACUUCCUGUUUGUGUUAUUUCUGUCAUAACCUCGAUAACUUUGCCCCUCUCCUUCUCUUCUUUCUUCAUUGUAGUCUUCUCAUGUUUCUUCCAGUCCCUCCUCGUUCUUUUCAUCCGUCUCUUGUCUUUUCUUUUGUCUGCUUCUCUUCUUUUCUUCCUCCCACUUUCUCUUUUCGUCUCAUAAGUGUUGAAGUCAGCUUUGAGGUUAAUCGUUCAUUUAUCAUCAUCGCUGAUUGGAUUUGAACAAAUCUUUGUGGAAAGCUGCCCCUGAAUAGUUCCUGUUACACUGAUGGAAAGUUCUUUAAAGGCAGUGCCGUAUUUUACGACUUGGGAGUGAGGCCGGGUUGGUCAAUGCUGGUGGUUCACAGGCAGAUUUAGAGACUCACCGGUUGUUGUUUCUUGGCUGGCUCAAUUUAAAUGAGGAUUGUUUUGAAUUUGUAAUUUGUCAAUCAACAGCAUCAUCAGCUGGUAUCAUUGAUGGUAUCUUUUCAGAAAUUAAAAUGGUUUUUCAGAAACA
Dicentrarchus labrax (European seabass) is the source of this 3039-nucleotide messenger RNA. RefSeq lists its product as uncharacterized. The record is from RefSeq and is a predicted model, not a curated record. Gene Ontology annotation, biological process: T cell costimulation. NCBI's taxonomy places the organism in Eukaryota, Metazoa, Chordata, Actinopteri, Moronidae. The coding region runs from base 229 to 999 and encodes 256 amino acids. Gene Ontology annotation, cellular component: plasma membrane. The transcript is spliced from 6 exons.